Messenger RNA from Caenorhabditis remanei, 204 nucleotides. RefSeq lists its product as uncharacterized. NCBI's taxonomy places the organism in Eukaryota, Metazoa, Nematoda, Chromadorea, Rhabditida, Rhabditidae. The record is from RefSeq and is a predicted model, not a curated record. The coding region runs from base 1 to 204 and encodes 67 amino acids. The transcript is spliced from 2 exons.
AUGGCUUAUGUUAUAUUGCUGUUUGUAGAUCCAUUCGUCAAACUCCGAUUGAAUAGUGUGUUCAGAAAGAAAGUUCUCUGUCAAGAAGAUCAUGUAGAACAAGGACCGUUGAAAGCAAACUCUUCUAUUCAAAUUAACGUUGUCGAAGGGGCCGCAGAAGAGUUAAGGGACAAAAUGUUUCAUAAGAGACCCGUCACCACUUGA